Megalopta genalis is the source of this 1261-nucleotide messenger RNA. NCBI's taxonomy places the organism in Eukaryota, Metazoa, Arthropoda, Insecta, Hymenoptera, Halictidae. The record is from RefSeq and is a predicted model, not a curated record.
UGGUGGCCGUCUCGGUAUAAAAACCGCAGAAUCUUCGGUUUAAGUCACAUUUCGAUUCUACUUCUCACAUCAAGUACAACAUGAGGACCUUCGCAGCUUCUUUACUUUUGCUGGUCGUCGCCGCUAGCGCGAACGCGGCCGUAAAGAACCUCCACAAACGAGGACUUGCUGCCCUCGAAGGCAACGGUCAUGGGUCCGCACAAUACCUUCCACCUGUCUCUACAUCUUACGAAGCUCCCGUGUACAAGCCUCAAACAUUGAGCACAUCGUUCGUUGCUCCAGCUUCGACCUACGGUGUCCCGUCCUUCAACUCUCCUGUCUCCACCUAUAAGGAAGCAUCCUACGCUGUCCCAGCUGCGACUUACGGUGUCCCUGCUGUCCACUCGCAAGUCUCCGUGGUGAAGCCCGUGACGACGUCCUACGUCGCUCCGGCUCCAGCCUAUGUGGCCCCAGCUCCAGUUUACAGUGCCCCAGCUCCAGUUUACAGUGCCCCAACUCCAGUUUACAGUGCCCCGGUCUCGCACCCGGUGUCCGUCAGCUCCGGCUACAGCAGUGGCUUGUCUUUGGGACACCUGAGCGUACCCAGCGCUUCUUAUAGUCUGCCCAGCACGUCUUAUGGUGUGCCUAGCGCCAGCUACAGCGUACCCAGCGCAUCUUACAGCGUACCCAGCGCAUCUUACAGCGCACCCAGCGCAUCUUACGGCGUACCUAGCGUAGCCAGCCUAUCCGCCGUCGUCGACCACGCACCCGUUGUCCCCCAAACUGGCCUCAAUCUUGGACUUUCUCUGGGCCAUUCGAGUGUACAUUCCGGAUCUUUGGGAGUCGCCGAGCAAUCCGCAGUCGGCGCCAUCGACCUCUCCUCUGGAGGAGCUUCCCUGGGACAAGACGAUGGAUACUCGUAUCCCGUUCCGUCGAAGCAACUCCUCGUCUAAAACGCAAUCUAAUAGAAGAAUCUCGAAACAGCGGGUCCAAGGUGUAUCAAAGUCCUCGCAUCUUUCGUCUAGAACAUGCUGCAAACUGACGUCAUCAAACUUAUCCUAGAAUUGCUUUUAGAUGAUACCGAAAUGUGAUCUUGAAAGGUAGAAGGAUGUUGAAGUAUUGUAUGGAUUAUUGUGCGGUACGUCAGGUUGGCAAUUCUCGUGGAAGAGUUGUGAGAGUAGAGUAAAGUAGAGUAAAGUAGAGUAAAGUAGAGUUUCAUAUUUAUCACCGAAUCUUGUACACUGUAAAAAGAAGUCAAUAAAUUUUUCUACGUUUCCCUACA